UCAGCAGAUAUUACACUACAGUCUGAGUUUCAACUCUGAGCAAAGACAAUAGAAGCUGUUUCUGCCAACAACAUGAAGCUGGUGAAAUAUAUUUUCAUUGUUCAACUCAGCUGUCUUUGUCAAGACUCAGCUGAUGCCCUAGUGAAAGCAGAGGAAAAUAAUACAAAGGAAAUAACACAAGAGGAAUUCAACGGUGACCCUUUCGUUCACCAUCUCAGUGCUAAAUGCAGCUGGAUGCUCAGGAUGCCUGGAAACAGGAGCAGCGAUGUGGUGGCGCUCACACCAGACUCUACAGAUACAUUAGUGGAACAGAUCUGUAAGGUUCUUGGCUGUGGCAGCGUCUUUCAUGUGAAUAAAACUGGCUCACCUCCCAACACCACCUGCUUUUACAACUGCUUUUACCAAGAUGGUCGUUUGCAGAACUGCUCACAGAGUGUGGGAAGUAACUGCACUGUGAUUACUGCAGCCGUUUGUGGCGACCAGGCUGUGCGGCUAGCGGGAGGGCCAGACCGUUGUGCUGGAAGGGUGGAGCUGUGGAGAAAUAGGAGCUGGGGCACAGUGUGUGACGACCAGUGGGAUUUGAGCGACGCUAAUGUGGUGUGCGCCCAACUUGGCUGUGGUUAUGCCCUCAGUGUGACUGGACAGGGCGGCUCCUUCCCCCCGGGCAGAGGACCCGUCCACCUGGAUGAGCUGAACUGCACGGGCAUGGAGGAGAACCUGUGGGCAUGUCCAGGUGUACAGGAUGAGCCUGACUGCGGACACAAAGAGGAUGCUGGGGUCGUGUGCUCAGAGAUGAGAGCAAUCAGACUGACUGGAGGUCUGGACCGCUGCUCUGGGAAACUGGAGGUCCACCGUAAUGGCAGCUGGGGCACAGUGUGUGAUAACUGCUGGAAUGAAGGCAUAGCCUCCAUGGUGUGCUCCAUGCUGCAGUGUGGUGGCAAGCCGCAGCAGUACAGCCAGUUUGUUCCUCCUCUCAUACACAACAAUGGGACGUUGUACUACUAUCACUGUGGCCCAAAGGAGCCGACACUGUGGCAGUGCGGGGAGCGCGUAAACAAAAGUCACCUGUGCAAGGACUCUAAAGCAUCUGGUGUCAUCUGUAACGGUUCCCUUGGGUUUCCUACACCCACCACAGCCAGUGCACCUGUAGUGACCAGUUGGACCACUGCAGGUACCACCACAAACAUCACUGCUGGAAGUUCAUCCACAACGUUCCCAGUGCUUCUCAUCGUCAUCGCUCUGUCUCUUCUGCUCCUCGUGUUUCUCAUCACAAACACGGUGCUCUGCUGCCAUUACAGGAAGAGACACGCUUUUUUACUGCAGCAGACACGCGCCAACUACCAACGACAGCCUCUCUCUGAACAUCAUCACAACAAGUAUGAAGGCGCUGUCGACCUCAUCAGAGUCACUGCCAACACGCUGCAGACAGACGUCCCCUCCAAUCCCAGGCAUCUUUGGACCCAGCUUAGUAGUGCUGACAGCACGUCAGUAGAUACAGACUAUGAGCAGUAUGAGCCAAGCAAUGACCCGUCUGUCCCUUUAUCAACCUUUCGGAAUUCUCAAAGGUACAGAACAGACAUGAACCCUUUGACGAGGCCUUCAGGUCUUGACAGCCUCUGUGAGGAAGGCCCGGAACCAACAAAUGAAGGAAUGGAAGCUUUUCAAAGCCACAACGGUGGGCCCACAGACCCUCAAUAUGCCAGAGUGUCAAAGAUUUCAGCGAACUCAUUUGAGACCUCCAGCACCUCCUCGGGGGAAUGCUAUGAAAACAUAAAUGAUGCCUAUAUCAAUGUCACUCCUGAUACAGAACCAGAUCAGUUACCUGUUGACAACAAUACUUUUGAUCCUUCAUGGCUCGUCAACAACAAUAAUCAGCUUCACAGUGGACAACAGCCAAACCAGGAGACUUCAAGAGAUGACGAUGAUGGCAUAUACUCCCCAGUGAGCCCCGACUGCUACUCUUUAUCUGGGGAUGACUAUGAUGACAUAGCAGAAGAGUCAAGGCCCCAGACUGAGACUGUAAAAUACCACUGAGAGAAGACACUGCACUGUAAGACCUGUUUACACUGAGAAAACCCAGAAGGGAUUAAUAUGGAUUGCAGGUUAAAAUAUACUUACACUUUUAUAUUUUACUUGGGCUGAAUUUGGUUGAAAAGUUUUUCUAGCUAUGGGUUUAUGGGAUAUGCAGUAAUAUACAGUAAUACGGCUACAAUGUACAGUUUUAUAGCUUUAAACCUUGCUCCAGGUACUACAUGUUGUCCAGUACUAUGAACAAUUUGUUGCCUUUCAUCAGUACAGAAAAGGCAGUAUUUUUGACAGAUCAUCUGAGAGAUCUUCUAAGACUUAUAAGAUCUCUCGGGGAUGCUCAGACAUCGGGUGGCAAAAGUAUUGCGUAAAGGAUAACGCACGUUUGUGCUCAUUUUCUGUGCUGAGCUGCAGCUCAUGUCCAGUGCAAGUCUCUGCAAGUACAUUUUUUUUAUAGCACACUGAGAUUAAACUGAUUAAAACCAGUCACCACCUGGAAGGCAGGAAAUCAAACUUAGAAGUUAAGGUAUGUUUUGGUGUUGUGUGACUCUAAGAGGAACAACUGUAAUUAUGUACAGUAUGUUGUGUUUUCUGUUGUUUUCUAAAUGUAACUAUUGCAUUUGCAUAGCAGUUUUAUGAAAUAACUGUAUUCAAGUAAUGUUCUUAUGUUCGCCAUGUUUCUUCCUGUGGAUACGUGUACAACCAAACUACUGAGUUUCAGCAUAAUCCUUAUAGCAAACUGUGAUGUGCACUACAUGGCCAAAUAUAUGUAGACAACUAAACAUUACACCCACAUUAUUGUUGAAUAUGUCACUUUAACAGAAAUGUUACAAAAAUAUCAAUAUGUAACAUUAGUCAGUAUGUAAUAUGUGGGGUCCAGACCAUAGUCAUUUGGACAGUUACACAGUUUUUUCCUUCAAACUCUCUGUUCAGUGUUAAAUAAAACAGUGGAUGCUACAUUAAUGUGCCACAUCUCAGUUUUAAUUUCAGCAGUUUACAUCAAUAUAGAAAGAACUGUGUGGGAGCUAUAGCCCUUUUAACAUACAGUGCUCAAAGGAGUUGCUGUGGGGUCUCUCUGCCUUUAGUCUGGUGGGUGCAGCUCAGUACAACCGAGAUCAGUUGAUUAAGCUGGCCAGGUGAGGAUAUUCCAACCUCUUCACCCUCAGAAGCUCUUUGGUUGCUUUGAUCAUAAGAAACAUUUAGCACCCAAGUGUGCAAUUACUUUUGAACCAUUGCAAUUAGGAAGUUGUAUGUUGCUCACAGUUUUCUAUAGACUGAUGUAAAUCUACUCAAAUUAAAUCGGGAACUUAACUUUGUCUUACAGUCUGGACUGUAUCUAUUGAUUCAAGCCCCUCUGGCUAUUCUGAUCUAAAACUAAUCAAAGUACAAUACACAAAAGCAUCGGCAACAGAAACCUUAGAAAUAUAGUCUUCGUAUGUUUGAA
Molecule: messenger RNA, 3469 nt
Organism: Monopterus albus (swamp eel)
Lineage: Eukaryota; Metazoa; Chordata; Actinopteri; Synbranchiformes; Synbranchidae
Product: T-cell differentiation antigen CD6-like
Exons: 13
Coding region: 73-2034 (653 amino acids)
Biological process (GO): zymogen activation
Cellular component (GO): plasma membrane
Molecular function (GO): serine-type endopeptidase activity
Source: RefSeq, a predicted model, not a curated record